This is a messenger RNA of Rhinolophus ferrumequinum (greater horseshoe bat), 1764 nucleotides long. RefSeq names its product SIL1 nucleotide exchange factor (gene SIL1). The record is from RefSeq and is a predicted model, not a curated record. The coding region runs from base 237 to 1601 and encodes 454 amino acids. NCBI's taxonomy places the organism in Eukaryota, Metazoa, Chordata, Mammalia, Chiroptera, Rhinolophidae. The transcript has 10 exons.
GCUUGAAAGGGAGUGAGGCCACCUCCCGCUGUUCUGGAAGGCGGCAAUUGGGCGAAGCGGAGAGCGACGUAAUAGCUGCGCGUUCACGGGUUCGGACGGUGGCCACGGCGUCUGCGCAUCUGGAGCUAGUUGCCGCAGCGGCAGCCUGGAAUUGUGGGGGUUGUGUCUGCCCCUCGGCUGUCAGGCGGGAAACCGAAGGUCUCCCUGUGCCUCCCCAGGGCCUAUCCCUAUGUAGGAUGGCUCCUCUGGGCCUGCUGCUCGGGCUGCUGGGGGCCUCCUGCUUCACCUUCUGCCUCAGUCAUCAGAACGCAGAGUUUGCGCUGACCAACCCAGAGAAGAGCAGCGCCAGAAAAACCGAGAGAAAGGAAACCGCCGCAGAGGAGGAGCUGGACUCCGAGCUUCUAGAGGUGUUUCACCCGACCCACGAGUGGCAGGCCCUCCGGCCAGGUCAGGCUGUUCCUGCAGGAUCCCAUGUGCGGCUGAAUCUCCAGACGGGGUCAAGAGAAGUGAAACUCCAAGAUGAGGAUACGUUCCGAAAUACUUUGAAAGGGUCGAAGAAAGGCAAACGGCUGGACAUCAGCACCAACACUUACACAUCUCAGGACCUCAAGAGUGCACUGGCAAAAUUCAAGGAAGGGGCAGAGAUGGAGAGUUCAAAGGAAGACAAGGCGAGGCAGGCUGAGGUUAAACGGCUCUUCCGCCCCAUUGAGGAGCUGAAGAAGGACUUUGAGGAACUGAAUGUUGUCAUUGAGACUGACAUGCAGAUCAUGGUGCGGCUGAUCAACAAGUUCAAUAGUUCCAGCUCCAGCCUGGAAGAGAAGAUUGCUGCUCUCUUUGAUCUUGAAUAUUAUGUCCAUCAGAUGGACAAUGCACAGGACCUGCUUUCCUUCGGUGGCCUUCAAGUGGUGAUCAACGGGCUGAACAGUACAGAGCCCCUGGUAAAGGAGUACGCUGCGUUUGUGCUGGGGGCUGCCUUUUCCAGCAACCCAAAGGUCCAGGUGGAGGCCAUCGAGGGGGGAGCCCUGCAGAAGCUGCUAGUCAUUCUGGCCACGGAGCAGCCUCUCCCAGCAAAGAAGAAGGUCCUGUUUGCACUGUGCUCCCUGCUGCGGCACUUUCCCUAUGCCCAGCAGCAGUUCCUGAAGCUGGGGGGGCUGCAAGUUCUGAGGAGCCUGGUGCAGGAGAAGGGCACAGAGGUGCUGGCCGUACGCGUGGUCACCCUGCUCUACGAUCUGGUUACUGAGAAGAUGUUUGCCGAGGAGGAGGCCGAGCUGACCCAGGAGACGUCCCCAGAGAAGCUGCAGCAGUAUCGCCAGGUACAGCUCCUGCCGGGCCUGCGAGAACAGGGCUGGUGUGAGAUCACUGCCCACCUCCUGGAGCUGCCUGAGCAUGACGCCCGCGAAAAGGUGCUGCAGACGCUGGGUGCCCUCCUGGCUACCUGCCGGGACCACUACCAUAAGGACCCCCAGCUCAGCAAGAUGCUGGCCAGCCUGCAGGCUGAAUACCAGGCUCUGGCCGCCCUGGAGCUUGCAGAUGGUGAGGACGACGGCUACUUCCAGGACCUGCUGGGCUCUGUCAACAGCUUGCUGAUGGAGCUGAGAUGAGGCCGCCCCCAACACCGGGACGGGACUGGACCGCUUCUAGUAAGGCCGAGAGGCACCAGCUAGGGAGGGUUCUUCAGGGGACAGCAGGCAGGAGGGAGACUCCCUGCUGGGGCCUGGGCGUCAUCUGGGCAGUGCUGGCUUGGCCAUUAAAUGGAGGCAUGAA